This is a messenger RNA of Aplosporella prunicola CBS 121167, 827 nucleotides long. RefSeq lists its product as uncharacterized. The record is from RefSeq and is a predicted model, not a curated record. NCBI's taxonomy places the organism in Eukaryota, Fungi, Ascomycota, Dothideomycetes, Botryosphaeriales, Aplosporellaceae. Bases 1 to 606 code for a protein of 201 amino acids. The transcript has 3 exons.
AUGGCAGGGACUCCUCCUGAAGGAAAGGGUGGAAAUGACGAGGCUGGUGUGAAGCUGCAACCUACUGGCCGCUGUCGCAGGAAUGCCCCCUUAGUCCAAAAGCGCGAUGGCAUCCAUGCGACGCCCGACUUCCAGUCGUCGAUGUCGGCGGUGCCAUCCAUCUCAACAGGGCCUCACGAAAGCGGCGGCACCAACGAUCAACGGCACAGCGCGCAACAGGCGCGCGCGGGCAGUGACAAGCGCGGCGACGAUGCCGUCUUCACAAGCGACACGGCAACAUCAAACACGAACCUACAGCGGCCUUUCGAUGCCCCAAUCCUGCAUAGACUAUCCAAAGAGGGCCCCACGAGCUUCAGGCAGUUCGACCUCCCCGAAUCCCAAGACUACCUGCGCCCCGGACCAGACGAGGAAAUCAGCGCCUCUGACACGUCGUCGUCUUCCACCGGGCCCUACCUAAACAGUGCCCGCUUCACGACCAUUAAAGAGCUCCUGACGCGCCUCGCCGCCAAACCCGGCAUCGACAACACGCCCCCCACCCACUUCUACCGCAUCUGCAACCACACAAACUUCCAGUUGGAAUGCGGUUGCGGAUGUGAAGAAGAAUGAGAGGUGGGCCGACUUUGACCGCGAGAUGACGAUUGUGCGCGAGAGGAGGCCGAGGGAUUACCUUGAGCUGGCGAAAAUGCUGAUAGAAGUGCUGGCGGCAGCGAGGAGGGAGCUUGUGCACGCGUUGGGAGUGCUAAGGAUUGGGAGAGUGGGACUGCGGGCGCGGGGUAGGGGGUGCGUAGUGGGCUAUAGGUACGGGAUCUACAUCAGGCAUAGCUCGC